This is a messenger RNA of Homarus americanus (American lobster), 1449 nucleotides long. RefSeq names its product fibrous sheath CABYR-binding protein-like. The transcript has 4 exons. Lineage: Eukaryota; Metazoa; Arthropoda; Malacostraca; Decapoda; Nephropidae. Bases 1 to 1449 code for a protein of 482 amino acids. The record is from RefSeq and is a predicted model, not a curated record.
AUGGAGCGUGGAGAAAGAGUCUUAGGGUUUUCUGGCUGUCGGAGUGUGGGAGUCUGGAAGUCACGGUGGAUGGGUCUUUCACACGCCCGAGGUGAAACCGCUAAUUCGUCUAGUGACACCUGGGGCGCUGUUCAGGCAGGGCAACAAUGCUGCCUGUCAGUCCCUGGAGUGUAUCACAGCUCACAAAGACACUAUUCAACUCAGGACACCACAACUCAGGACGCCUCAACUCAAGACGUCCCUACUCAGAAUGCCCCAACUCAAGAAGUCCCUACUCAGGACGCCCGAACUCAGGACGCCUCAACUCAAGACGUCCCUACUCAGGAUGCCCCAACUCAAAGUCCUACUCAGGACGCCCGAACUCACGACGCCUCAACUCAAGACGUCCUGCCAGACGCCUCAACUCAACCAAAUCCUACUCGGACGCCCCCAACUCAAGACGCCCCCAAAUCAGGACGCCCCAACUCAGACGCCCCAAUCAGGACGCCCCAACUCAAAGACGCCUCAAUUCAAGACGUCCCAACUCAGGACGCCCCAACUCCAAGACGCCUCAAUUCAAGACGCCCCCAAAUCAGGACGCCUCAACUCCAAGACAUUCCCUACUCAGGGACGCCUCAAUUCAUGCGUCUGUCAGGACACCCCCAACUCGGACGUCCCAACUCAAAGACGCCUCAAUUCAACGUCCCAACUCAGGACGCACCCCAACUCAGGACGUCCCAACUCAAGACCGCCUCAAUUCAACACGUCCCCAACUCAGGACACCCCCAACUCAGAUGCCCCAACUCAAGACGCCUCAAUUCAGCACGUCCCAACUCAGGAGACCCCAACUCAGGACGUCACAACUCAGGACGCCUCAACUCCAGGACGCGUCAAUUCCAAAUCCCCCGUCAGAACGCCCCAAUUCAAGGCGUCCCAACUCAGAGACGCCCCAACUCAGGACGCCCUAACUCAAGAUGUCUAACUCAGUACGCCACAAAUAGGACGCCCCCAGAGACGCCCCAGCUAAGGACGCCCCAAGUCAGGACCUUCCAACUCAGGACGCCCCAACUCAGGACGCCUCAACUCAAGACGCCUCAACUCAAGACAUCCCAACUCAGGAAGCCCCCAACUCAGACGUCCCAACUCAGGACUCCCCCAACUCAGGACGCCCUAACUCCAAGAUGUCCCCAACUAGGACGCCUAACUAAGGACGCCCAAGACGUCCCAACUGAGGACGUCCCAAAUGAGGACGUCCCAACUGAGGACGUCCCAACUCAGGACGCCCCAACUGAUGACGUUCCAACUGAGGAUGUUCCAACUAAGGACGCUUCAACUCAGGACGUUCCAACUCAGGACGCCCUAACUCAAGACGUCCCAACUCAAAACGCCCCAACUCAGGACGCCCUAACUCAAGACGGCCCAAAUCAGGACGCCCCAACUCAGGAUAUACCGGAGAAUAAAUUACAUUAA